CUUCCCUCUAGAAUCCUCCAACAUGGAGCCUCUUGCAGCUUACCCGCUAAAAUGUUCCGGGCCCAGAGCAAAGGUAUUUGCAGUUUUGCUGUCUAUGGUUCUAUGCACAGUAACGCUAUUUCUUCUACAACUAAAAUUCCUCAAACCUAAAAUCAACAGCUUUUAUGCCUUUGAAGUGAAGGAUGCAAAAGGAAGAACUGUUUCUCUGGAAAAGUAUAAAGGCAAAGUUUCACUAGUUGUAAACGUGGCCAGUGACUGCCAACUCACAGACAGAAAUUACUUAGCGCUGAAGGAACUGCACAAAGAGUUUGGACCAUCCCACUUCAGCGUGUUGGCUUUUCCCUGCAAUCAGUUUGGAGAAUCGGAGCCCCGCCCAAGCAAGGAAGUAGAAUCUUUUGCAAGAAAAAACUACGGAGUAACAUUCCCCAUCUUCCACAAGAUUAAGAUUCUAGGAUCUGAAGGAGAACCUGCAUUUAGAUUUCUUGUUGAUUCUUCAAAGAAGGAACCAAGGUGGAAUUUUUGGAAGUAUCUUGUCAACCCUGAGGGUCAAGUUGUGAAGUUCUGGAGGCCAGAGGAGCCCAUUGAAGUCAUCAGGCCUGACAUAGCAGCUCUGGUUAGACAAGUGAUCAUAAAAAAGAAAGAGGAUCUAUGAGAAUGCCAUUGCAUUUCUAAUAGAACAGAGAAAUGUCUCCGAGAGGGUUUGGUCUCAUUUUAAACACUUUUUUUUGGAGACGGUGUCUCACUCUGUUGCCCAGGCUGGAGUGCAGUGGUGCGUUCUCAGCUCAUUGCAACCUCUGCCUCUUUAAACAUGCUGUUAAAUGUGGCAAUGAAGGAUUUUUUUUUAAUGUUAUGUUGCUAUUAAGUGGUAAUGAAUGUUCCCAGGAUGAGGAUGUUACCCAAAGCAAAAAUCAAGAGUAGCCAAAGAAUCAACAUGAAAUAUAUUAACUGCUUCCUCUGACCAUACUAAAGAAUUCAGAAUACACAGUGACCAGUGUGCCUCAAUAUCUUAUUGUUCAACUUGACAUUUUCUAGGACUGUACUUGAUGAAAAUGCCAACACACUAGACCACUCUUUGGAUUCAAGAGCACUGUGUAUGACUGAAAUUUCUAGAAUAACUGUAAAUGGUUAUGUUAAUGUAAUAAAACACAAAUGUUGAAAAAUGUAAAAUAUAUAUACAUAGAUUCAAAUCCUUAUAUAUGUGUGCUUGUUUUGUGUACAGGAUUUUGUUUUUUCUUUUUAAGUACAGGUUCCUAGUGUUUUACUAUAACUGUCACUAUGUAUGUAACUGACAAAUAUAAAUAGUCAUUUAUAAAUGACCGUAUUAUAACAUUUGAAAAAGUCUUCAUCAUUUUCAGUAUUUCUCUCUGCAUUAUUUUUUAGAAGCAACUCAAAUUCUGUAAUCAUAAUAUUACCAAGUAAGUCAGUCUUUAUUUUUGCGUGAAAAUCUCAAGUGUAGAAAAAAGGACAUGAGUAUAAGAUCAUUUAGCUUGAUUCCUUAUAGGCUGAUUUGGGUUGCUAAUGUAUUCAUACUAGAUUAGGCACUUGGAAGGAAUUCAGUGCUGCAUCAUUCUGAUAGCUGAAAUAGUAAAAAUCAACUCCAAACAGCCUAAACUCUAGUAUAAACAGGGGGUGAUCAUACAAGUCCUAAAGUGUAGAUCAGCAGUCACUGAACCUCUUAGAGUCACAAAGGCAUUUUUUCUCCCAAAGUCAUGGCCUUUAUAUUUUGUUAACCUUAUAAUUGACUAACAAAGCAACCUGCCAAGUUGGUGAAGGUUAAUUAUUGCCUCAUGAAAUAUACAUUCAUCGCAUAAAAGAAUUAAAUAGGAAGAUGGCCAAAAAUGUAAAAAAGUUAUAUAAAUUUGUCUAAGAAGAAAAAGACCCAAUUUAAGUAGUCUGUGACUUGACUCCCAAAUUCUGACCUGAUGGAUGAAAGUGAAGAUGUUUCUUAUGGUGAAUUCAGUAAUGCUACCUCAGUAUAUAGUUCUGUAUACGUAUUUGGACCAAAGUUCUUAGAUAAACCAAAAAUAUUUCAUGAAGCAUCUUCUGCUUCAGAGUACAUAUCCAGCCACCCAGCUAUGAAUGUAUUUAGAAAGAUACUUGGUGGAGGUGGAAUUUCUACCAGAGGUCAAGAGGAUUUGUAGAGAUAGCCUCAAGAAUGCCAGAUGAGUGUGUCAGCAAGCCUGCUCCUACCUCUCGCCAGCUGCGUGACUUUAGGCAAGUCACUUAAGUACCUUAUUUCAGUUUCCUCACCUGUAAGUUGAACAGGGGUUGAAUGGAAUAAAAAGCCCUUUGCAACUCUAAAAGUCAAUUAACACACAACAACCUGGAUUGACUCUAAAAGUCAAUUAACACAUAACAACCUGGAUUGUUAGCAAAGAAAACAGAAGCCACCAAGUCUAUCUGUCCUUUGCAAUUUUGCCUCAAGAGCCUAUUAGCAAUUUGCAUUCUAAGCCUCUAAGAAAACUUUUGUUCAGGUGGCCCCUCCAAGCGUUGCUGCCAGAGCACUCUUGCCUUGUAUCACCACCUAUGCCUUCCAUGAGCUCAUAGCAGUGCUGUGGCACUGCAGGGUUGUUUAAUGCGUUCACGUUAGGGGCAUGAGCAGAACUACAUAUGCCAGCACCACAUGGGCAGCAGAGACUCCCCACUGCCAGAUGGAUGAUAAUGGAGCUGCACUGGGAACAACCAGGACUGCCCCAGUCAACAUGAUACAGAUGAACGUCCUGCCUUAAGUCACUAGUUCUCUCCAAAGCCAGAUAAAGUGGGUUUCUUCACUUACAUCUCUCUAAUCUUGGUUGCCUUAUUCAACCUACAGACUCUAUGUCAGAGCUGGAUUUUCUCCCCUUGCCCUUUAGGUUAGCAGAGUAGGCAGGAGGAGAUUUGAAAGCGUGUCAUACGUAUUACCUUGAAAGAAAGGACAUUCAGGUGUCCCUUCGGGGUUCUGUAACAAUUAGGCUAUGUGUGCUGAGACAGGGAGUGGAGUCAUUUGCGGAUGUGCUGCUACCUGUAACUCAAAUGCCUCAUAGGAAUACCAGCGGACAAACACACAGAGGAAAAGCUGAAUCUUUCCUAUAUUGGACAAUCUUCCUUCAGUCUUGUUUCUGCAUCAAAAAUUCUGGGACACAGAGUGCUACAGGAUGCCUGGGCUAAGGACUGUAACAGAAAAAUAUCAACAUCAGAGCCUGGCGCGGUGGCUCACGCCGGUAAUCCCAGCACUUUGGGAGGCCAAGGUGGGCGGAUCACUUGAGGUCAGGAGUUCAAGACCAUCCUGGCCAACAUGGUGAAACCCCAUCUCUACUAAAAAUACAAAUAUUAGCCGGGCAUGGUGGCACGUGCCUGUAAUCCCAGCUACUUGGGAGGGUGAGGCAGAAGAAUCACUUGAAAACAGGAGGCUGAGGUUGCAAUGAGCCAAGAUCGCACCACUGCACUCCAACCUGGGCAACAGACCGAGACCCCAUCUCAAAGACCCUGUCUCAAAAAAAAGAGAAAAAGAAAAAGAAAAAUAUCAGGCAUCACAUGAAAGAGUAUUCAGCUGUUGUCCUUGUGAAAAAGGAAAAGGACAAAAUCAAAUGCAUUUUCACUGUGGUAACUAAUUCACUGACUUGAAGUUUGCUUUGUUUGUUUUCUUUGGUACAUAGAGAAGAAUACUUCAUACUAACUCCUGAUCAUCUUACAGCAGACAUAACAACAGAGUGUUAGAGAUUCGAAUAAAUAUGAAUUUGCCUGAAA
This is a messenger RNA of Symphalangus syndactylus (siamang), 3726 nucleotides long. It is a transcript of the gene GPX8, whose product is annotated as glutathione peroxidase 8 (putative). Gene Ontology annotation, biological process: response to oxidative stress. Lineage: Eukaryota; Metazoa; Chordata; Mammalia; Primates; Hylobatidae. Gene Ontology annotation, molecular function: glutathione peroxidase activity. The record is from RefSeq and is a predicted model, not a curated record.